UUCUUCUUCUUCUUCACUAGAAAAAGAAAAAAAAAAAAAGAUUCAAAAUUAAAAUGAGUGGCUCUGCAAAAGAUUGUGUUGCUCUGUUUCUUCUUCUUCUUCUUCUACUGCCUUCUCUUCUUUUUCAAGAAUUAGUUGAAGGAAAGCCGGUGAUUGGUGAAUGCGAUCUUUUUCAAGGGAGAUGGUUGGCCGAUACGUCGUACCCUCUUUACGACGUGUCGGCUUGUCCUUUUAUUGAGAAACAAUUUGAUUGCCUUGGAAAUGGCCGCCUCGAUAAACUCUAUCUCCGAUACCGGUGGCAGCCCUCCGGCUGCUUCUUGCCCAGAUUUGAUGGUGAAGAGUUCCUGAGGGAAUUUAGAGGAAAAAGCAUAAUGUUUGUGGGAGACUCCUUGAGUUUGAAUCAGUGGCAAUCUCUUACUUGUAUGCUUCACAACUUUGUUCCACAAGCCAAUUAUACCAUUACUAGAAUUGGAGCCUUGUCCAAAUUUAAUUUUCCAGAAUACAAGUUGGAAAUAAUGUUUUCGAGGAAUGCAUUUUUGGUGGAUAUUAUAAGCACCAAAAUGGGGAGAGUGUUGAAACUUGAUUCUAUAGAGUCGGCAGAAGCGUGGAAAGGAAUUGACGUCUUGAUAUUCAAUUCUUGGCAUUGGUGGCUGCACACCGGAAGAAAGCAACCAUGGGAUUUGGUUGAAGAGGGAGAAAGAACGUACAAGGAUAUGAACCGAUUGUUGGCAUUUGAGAAAGGGCUAAGAACUUGGGCUAAAUGGGUGGACCAAAACGUGGAUCCUUCCAAGACCAAGGUCUUCUUCCAAGGCGUUUCCCCUGACCAUUCUGAUGGGAAAUCGUGGGGGGAGGCCGGAGGGGACUGCAGCGGGAAAACGUGGAUGUUGGGGCCGGAGUAUCCAGGGGGCCCACAUCCGGCGGAGCAGACGGUGGAGAGAGUUCUGGAAGGGAUGUUAAAGCCAGUUUAUUUGCUGAAUAUCACCACUUUAUCACAGCUGAGAAUAGACGGCCACCCCUCCGUGUACGGCUUCGGUGGCCACAGUGGCAUGGACUGUAGCCACUGGUGUCUCGCCGGAGUUCCUGAUACUUGGAACCAUCUCUUAUACGCUGCUCUCCUUCCUAAUAACUAACAGCCGUCACCUUAAUAAUCUCAUCUUUCUCUUCUUCUUUCUUUUACCAUAUAGGAAAACGACAUAUAUACUCACAUUCAUGUGGACGGAUUUUGAUCAAUUUCAAAUAAAUAAAAGAACAACAUACUAAUGUUGUUGUCUCAAUUUUACGAUAA
Molecule: messenger RNA, 1285 nt
Organism: Cucumis sativus (cucumber)
Lineage: Eukaryota; Viridiplantae; Streptophyta; Magnoliopsida; Cucurbitales; Cucurbitaceae
Product: protein trichome birefringence-like 43
Exons: 5
Coding region: 54-1130 (358 amino acids)
Cellular component (GO): Golgi apparatus
Molecular function (GO): O-acetyltransferase activity
Source: RefSeq, a predicted model, not a curated record